Messenger RNA from Rotaria sp. Silwood2, 1980 nucleotides. The record is from the annotation of a GenBank genome assembly. Lineage: Eukaryota; Metazoa; Rotifera; Eurotatoria; Philodinida; Philodinidae.
AUGACUUCUGUUAGUGAAGAACAAAAGUCACCUUCUAAAUUUUUACAAAAUGGGAAUCAACAAAUAUCAAAAGUUCAAUUUCAUCUUGAUGAUUCUCAACAUAUCGAUGAUACUCAUGAAUCAUUAGAUAAAUUUCAUGAAUAUUCAACUUAUUCGAAUAAUCAUUCAUCAUCAUCAUCAAUGGAUUCAACAACAAAUGGAACAACACUUCCUACAAAAACAUCAUCGAAUAAUGAUAAUAGAUCAAUGUGGAAACGUUCUACGAGAAAAAUGUCUGGUCUUACAAUGGGAUCAAAUGGUUUACGACCAUUAAAUAUGACAUCACCCAAAGAACUCUGUGAUCUAUUAGGUGGAUCGCGUGUAAUUAAUAAAAUUCUUAUUGCAAAUAAUGGCAUUGCAGCUGUGAAAUGUAUGCGUUCAAUUCGACGUUGGUCUUAUGAAAUGUUUCGACAGGAACAUACAAUAAAAUUUGUUGCUAUGGUUACACCAGAAGAUAUGAAAGCAAAUGCUGAAUAUAUUCGAUAUGCUGAUCAUUAUGUUAAUGUUCAAGGUGGUCCAUCACAUAUGAAUUAUUCAAAUUGUGAACUUAUUCUUGAUAUUGCUAAACGAUUUCUUGUUGAAGCUGUUUGGGCUGGAUGGGGUCAUGCGUCAGAAAAUCCAAAAUUACCUGAAUUACUUCAUCGUCAUGGAAUAAUAUUUAUUGGUCCAUCAGAACAAGCGAUGUGGGCUCUAGGAGAUAAAAUAGCUUCGACAAUUAUUGCACAAAGUGCUAAUGUACCAACAUUACCAUGGAGUGGAUCUCAUCUUAAAUUUGAUUGGAAUGAAGAAGAUCAUGAAAAUAUUCAUGUUCCAAUGGAUCUAUAUGAAAAAGCUUGUGUUACAGAUGCAAAAGAAGGUGUAGAAAUUGCUAGCCGGAUUGGUUUUCCAGUUAUGAUUAAAGCAUCCGAAGGUGGUGGUGGAAAAGGAAUACGAAAAGCAACAAAUCGUGAUGAAUUUGAGACGUUUUUUCGACAAGUUUAUGUUCGUCGUUCUUAUAUAUCGUAUGAUUUGAAUAGUAUUCAACAUCGAUUUCUUUCGGAUGGUACUUGUGCUGUUCAAUUUUCAUUAUAUCUUCCACUUAAUCAUCCUAAUCGAUUAUUUGAACAUGAAAAUAUGGCAAGAGCUAGUAGUUUUGCUGAUGACUUAACAAAUUUAAAUAAUACGGAUUCUGAUUUAUUUCAACGUAUGGGUAUAUUAGCUGCUUUUGAUAGUUGGGAACGUGCAAAAAGUUCAUUUGAUGAAUUAUUAACACCAUUUUCUCCAACAUAUUCUGAUGAUUUAUCAUCAUUUACUGAGAGUAGAUCUGUACGCGCAUAUGGUCGACAAAGUUCAUGUGAUAGUCCUUUAAUACGAACACAGAAUAAUAGAAUUGAUGAAGCAGUUAAUUUAAUAUAUGUAUUUAUUAAAGAUGAUGCUAAUCUUCGACAAAAUUUAAAACUUGAAGAUGUUUUUCUUGAUUUUGUACAAUCUAAACGUGAAGUUUGUAAAGCAAAAAAUAUUCGUCGAAUAACAUUUUCUCUUGCAGCUAAACGUCAAUUUCCUGUAUAUUAUACAUAUCGAAAACGAUUAAAUUUUAAAGCAGAUAAAAUUUAUCGAAAUUUAGAACCGGCACUUGCUUAUCAACUUGAAGUUUAUCGUUUACGUUCAUUUGAUUUAGAAUUUGUACCAACAUCAAAUCAUAAAACACAUAUUUAUUUGGGCAAAGGAAAAGUUCAUAAUAAACAACAUGAUGCUGUUGAUCAUAGAUUUUUUGCACGUUCAAUUAUUCGUCAUUCAGAUUUUAUAACUAAAGAANAACGAAAGGCCUAUGGGCCCUUAUCUUUUUGGGGUUUUUCAUAUCUUACUGGGAUCUACCUUAUGCACAGAGUUCGAACUCAAAACCGAUUAAUCACUUCGGGUACCUCCCUCGUUAGUUUAAACGUAUCGCAAGUUAAAAUAUAA